Messenger RNA from Misgurnus anguillicaudatus (oriental weatherfish), 2518 nucleotides. RefSeq names its product prostaglandin E receptor 1a (subtype EP1) (gene ptger1a). NCBI's taxonomy places the organism in Eukaryota, Metazoa, Chordata, Actinopteri, Cypriniformes, Cobitidae. Gene Ontology annotation, molecular function: prostaglandin E receptor activity; thromboxane receptor activity. Gene Ontology annotation, cellular component: plasma membrane. Gene Ontology annotation, biological process: adenylate cyclase-activating G protein-coupled receptor signaling pathway; positive regulation of cytosolic calcium ion concentration; inflammatory response. The record is from RefSeq and is a predicted model, not a curated record.
UCGGUUGCACGCGUCUGCAGUAGGACUGUAUCCGUCUGUUUUGCGUUAUUUGAAACGGCAUGGAUGAUAUUUUUUAAACAAAUGUUUACAUGUGUAAGUGGAUCUAUUGCAUUACUUUCUUCUGUAACUGAUUUGAAAACGACCUGGAUCACGCGUGGAAUAUAUGGAUCCGAAGAUGAACCGCAAUUAUUGGAAUUUUUCCAGUUAUUAAUUAUAAUAAGAAAGAUACUUAAUUUGACAUUUUAUGUGCAAUAUAUUUGUUUCAUAUUUUUUGUUUGUUCUGGUGUUCGUUUGAAAGUUUUUACCUCACGCGGACAUUUUGUCAUCUAUGAAAUUAUAUUUCUUCACUUAAAUGGAAAUUCAUAACUUCUGAAGGUUUAAAUGAAAAAAUCCUGAUUCUCAAUGUCGUGUUGGAGUUUUGGGCCCCAGCGGAUCUCUCCACCCAAUCAGCGGCUCUGUGUAAAGAUGCGACCAACUAGGUAGCCAUGCACCACUGCAAUUCAUCUGGCCUUGCGCCGCUCAACCCCUUCGCUAAUCACAGUCAGUGGGAGGGUCAGGUGACCUCUCCAACACUCGGAAAUCCCGAAAAUGUCACCUCAGAUCGGCCAAUCCUGAGCGGCCCUAUAGCCGCCAUGCUGUCAAUGACCCUUGGCAUCCUGUCUAACAUUUUGGCUUUACUGAUCCUGGCAAACGCAUACGCCCGCCUGCGUCGACGAUCCAAAGCCUUCCUCCUGUUUGCAAGCUCUCUAGUGGCCACAGAUUUCAUGGGACAUGUGAUACCUGGUUCAAUAGUUAUGAGACUUUACCUUUCUGGAGGUGUACCGUCUGCAGAAUACAACAGGUCAGACCCAUUAUGCCAGUUCCUUGGGGGCAGCCUGGUGUUUUUCGGCUUGUGCCCGCUCUUUCUCGGUUGCGCUAUGGCGGCCGAGAGGUGUUUGGGGGUCACGAAGCCACUUCUUCACGCUUCGCUAGUUACGACAACGAGGACUAAACUCUCCCUUGCUCUUAUAUGGCUGGUGGCUCUUUGCGUUGCCCUCCUACCCUGCUUCAAGCUGGGCUCAUAUACCUACCAGUACCCUGGAACCUGGUGUUUCAUUAAAGUUCUGGAGGAUAUCGAAGAAGCAGAUGUGGCUUUCGUUAUGCUCUUCUCAGGGCUGGGGAUGACAUCCCUGGCUGUCGCUUUGGUCUGUAACACCAUAAGUGGACUGACGUUGGUGUUGGCCAGGAUACGCAGGCAACCGUGCAACCGUCGGUCAGCUAGGUCACAUGACAUUGAGAUGGUGGUGCAACUUGUGGGCAUAAUGGUCACGUCUUGUAUCUGCUGGAGCCCUCUUUUGAUUGUUGGCCUAAUUACAGUAACACAGUCGUACGAAGGCUCCAUAGGAGAUGACCUUCCCACCUAUAAGACCCUGAUGGUAAUGGGGGUGCGAAUAGCUUCAUGGAACCAGAUCCUGGACCCGUGGGUCUACAUUCUUCUUCGCCGAGCCAUCCUCCGAAAGAUUUACCUUAUCACCAAACGUCAAACAGAUUUCAAACAAAACACUUUAAGAUGCUGGGAGAUCCAUUCCUUUCCCAGUUCGGAAAAAAAUAACGUCAGUAGAGUUUAGGAGUAAAUCGAUGAGAAGAGCUUUUACAAAAAGACACUGAAAGCUAUACAGAAACGUAUUCUGUAUUUUCAAGUUCUAAUUUCAACCAUUAUUAAAGGGAUAGUUCACCCAAAAAUGAAUCAUUUACUCCCCUCAUGUUGUUAGAAACCUGUAUAAAUUUCUUUGUUUUGAUUAACACAAAACAAAAUAUUUUGAGGAAUGUUUGUAACCAAACCAUUCAUGAGCCCCAUUCACUUCCAUAGAAUAAUUUUUUCCUACUAUGGACGUGACUGGGGCUCAUGAUUGGGUGAACUAUCCCUUUAAAAUGAAUCAACAAACAGGUCUUAGAUCAGCAGAAAAGGCUAACUUUUGCUUACUGUGACUUAUAGUGGAUGCCUAAUGGGUGUAACUGAAUAUGAUGUUUUGCCUUCCUUUGCAAUUACCGUGAUGCACUAUCAAUAUUAAGAACGUAUUUAUUGAGGCGGAUUUGCACAGAGAUGGACAUUCCUAUUGUUCUUUAGCAAGCUCCUUUACUCAUUCCUAUAACUCCUAUAAUGGACAACAUAGCCUUUAGAGUUAAUAAACUAAUCUUACUCAUCCAGUGUUAUAGCUCUAGGCCAUUUGAAAUAUGUAACUGCUCUAUAAGAACAGAUAUGGCAGGGAGAGUGGAGGGAAAAGUACACUAACCCUUUAAUGAUUGUAAAACUCUGUACAGCUUUACAUCAAAUAUAAGCUUGUAAUUUUAUGUGAUGAACAUUAUUUUUCUUUGUGGAAGAUUAAGUUUUCCCAUGUUUAUCUGGGAUUUGUUACUGUGGAUGUAAACAAUUACUAUUAUUGUAAUUUAUUGAUUGUGUUAUCCCUUCAAUUUUCUGGAGGCUUGUGUUAUUUUACAUUGAAAUGCAUUACACAUAAUAAAAAAUAUAUUAUGUGAA